ACGCGGGACGCCCCCGCCCUGAGGCUGAGAUGCCAGUAAGUGUGAGAAGCAGCGGAAGCCAUUGAUUUCAUCAGUAGCAGCAGCAGGAGGAGCUGGACCUGAUAAUAGCACUGGAUGUGGUAGAAGGAGCAGCAGUAGCAGCAGCAGCUGAGGCAGACGCUCCUGCUUCAGAUUGUGGGAGACGUGACAGACCUCCUGUCACCCUGAAAACAGCAAGAGAAUUCGCCAGGCUGUGCUUCUGCUGCUAACUGGGGCACGCACCGCUAGUCUUCCCCCGGUGUCUCAUAUUCCUUGUUUCCGUUCCGUUAACGGCUCCUUUAUAAACGACUCUUUUCGAGACGCCUUCUAUCGAGACGAGUCCUUUCGAGACGACUCAGCAAAGUCGCCUGUGAAUCCACGUGGCACGUCAUGGCGAGUCGUGCGUGCGCUAUUGCUGUCGCACGGCGAUGCUUUCGCGAAAUUGAACGAACGCUGCGACAAGCAGCUGGUUUAACUCCGCCAGUUACUGUAGGCGCAUCCGGUCAGACUACUGCUGAAAUCGGACACUGGAGAAGCAUCGUGCGAAGCUUCAUGAGCUCGCCACGUCAGCAGCAGGAGCCCAAACUGUCGUCAGCUGCUACGCCAGCCUCCACGACACCCUCCACGUCAGCCUUCACGUCAGCUUCCACCUCCUCCUCGUCAUCAUCAUUAGCACCAGCACCAGCACCAGCAGCGGCAGCGGCAGUGGCAGUGGAAGUAAGCCACGAGUUCCCAGGAGCGCGAAUGGCAUUCACCUCGGAGCUCCACUUCGUGCCUGAGCUGCCAGAGUCGCCUGUGCCGUGCUUCCGAGUGCUGGACCACGAGGGGGGGCUGCUGGAAGGAGCAGAAGAACCAGAGCUCACCCAGUCCGAAGCGCAGCGCAUGUACCAGGCCAUGGUGGAGCUCCAAGCCAUGGACUCGGUGUUCUACGAGGCGCAGCGGCAGGGCCGCUUCUCCUUCUACAUGACGACAGCGGGGGAGGAGGCCGUCAACAUAGCGUCUGCGGCUGCCAUCCACGCCCACGACCACGUGUUCGCACAGUACCGCGAGCCAGGGGUGCUGCUCUGGCGCGGUUUCUCCCUCCCGGACUUCGCCAACCAGUGCAUGGGCAACCAGCUGGACGCAGGCAAGGGCCGCCAGAUGCCAGUUCACUACGGGUCAGCAGAGCUGCUGUUUCACACCAUCUCCUCGCCGCUAGCCACGCAGAUUCCCCAUGCAGUGGGAGCAGCCUAUGGCUUGAAGAUGGCCGGUGAGGGAUGCUGCUCCGUGGCUUACUUUGGGGAGGGCGCCGCCAGUGAGGGUGACUUCCACGCUGCUCUCAACUUCGCUGCUGUCUUGGAGGCCCCUGUACUCUUUAUAUGCCGCAACAACGGAUGGGCUAUAAGCACUCCGGCCAAGGAACAGUACAGAGGUGACGGCAUAGCAGGACGAGGGGCGGCGUACGGCGUCUCUAGUGUGCGGGUGGAUGGCAACGAUGUGCUGGCGGUGCUGCGAGUGGUGAAGGAGGCGAGGGAGAGAGUGGUGGAGACUGGGAAACCCAUCCUUGUAGAGGCCAUGACGUACCGCACGGGCCAUCACAGCACGUCAGACGACUCCUCUCGGUACCGCGGGGCGAGUGAGAUGGCGCACUGGCGCACUCAGAGGGACCCAGUAGCCCGGUUCAGGAGGUGGCUGGAGAGGAAGGGGUGGUGGGACGAGGAGAGGGAGAAGGAGGCGAGGGAGGCGGCAAGGAACGAGGUGAUUGCUGCGCUGGAAGAUGCUGAGAAGCUUCCCAAGCCGCCUCUGUCGGACCUAGUGAGUGACGUGUACGAUGACAUUCCAGCCCACUUGCAGCAGCAGGAGAAGGAGGUGCGGGAGGCUGUCUUAAGGAAUCCACAGGCGUAUCCCAGUGAUGUACCACUAUAGACAUACUGGGGUUUUUGUACUGUAGUGUCAUUAUGUCGCCUCGCCUCUGUCGGACCUAGUGAGUGACGUGUACGACGAUAUUCCAGCCCACUUGCAGCAGCAGGAGAGGAGGUGCGCAACGCAGCCUUGAGGAACCCCCAAGCGUACCCAAGCGAGGUGCCAUUGUAGGUAUCGGGGACUUGUACAGUGCUACAGCUGUUACGCCACUUGUAUAGGAAACCGAGAGAGGCGUCUAUGGCGAUAUUCCGAUCCACCUACAGCAGCAGAAGAGGGAGGUAUGCGAGGCAGUCUUGAGAAGCCCCAAGGCGUACGCGAGUGAUGUGACUUGGUGUAUUAAUUUGGGGGGUUGCAGAGUCGUCAAGUCAGGCCCGUUGAAUGUAGCGAGCGGCGUUGUGUACAGGAAUAGGUGAGGGGUGAGCAAGAGCACGGGGAGGGUAGGAUCCAGAGGGGGAAUAACAUAUUUUUGCCAUUGCUUUCUUGAACUGACCGACUCUCUAGGCUUGUAUAUUUGUAUUGUAUGUAACUGAUUUUCCUUCCAGUCUGCAUUGUGCCUUGCAAGCAAUGCUGUAU
Messenger RNA from Closterium sp. NIES-67, 2493 nucleotides. Lineage: Eukaryota; Viridiplantae; Streptophyta; Zygnematophyceae; Desmidiales; Closteriaceae. The record is from the annotation of a GenBank genome assembly.